Camelina sativa (false flax) is the source of this 1124-nucleotide messenger RNA. The record is from RefSeq and is a predicted model, not a curated record. NCBI's taxonomy places the organism in Eukaryota, Viridiplantae, Streptophyta, Magnoliopsida, Brassicales, Brassicaceae.
GUCGUGUUCUCUCACCUCCCAUAUCUAGCCGUUGAGCCCAAAACUGUACAUCUCUCUCUCUCUCUCUCUCCUCUUCUUGCAGUUUCGUUUCGAAAGAAAGAGAACGAAGAAGAAGAAAGAACGAAACCUGCAGAUUUGUUUGUAAGAAAAAAUGGGUAAGCUUUUGUGUGAUUCCACGGCAACAUUUCAAUCUCCUUCGCCUACGGUUCCUUGGAGAGAGCCUUCAACAGCCGCCGCCGUAUCUCUCGACGACGUGGAUCUUGUUGACCAAUCCGCGGCGGCUGCGGCGGUCGAAGCGGUGGAGAAGACGAUGGAGGCGGCGGCUACGGCGUGGGAUGAGGUUUUUGGUCUUGAGGAGCAGCAAAGACGGCAUCUUAGCCGGCUUCACGCGAGGGGUGUGUUGUGGAAGCAUCCUGGGAAAGACGAUUCCUCUGCUUCCGUCGUUUUCCGUCUUUCCCACGGCGGAGAGGUUUCUUCCGACGGGAACUGUCUUUUCACCGCGUCGCACAAGGCCAUGGAGGCGCGUGGGAUCGACGCGCGAGAUUUGCGGCGGCGUACGGUGAGGAGGUUUUUGGAGGAUUUCGGAUCUGCGAGCGAGGGUGAGAAGGAGGUUAUUACGGAUGCGAUAAGGCAUAUGUAUUCGCCGGAUCUGAAGAGUGGUUGGGGGAUUCAUAUCGUUCAGGAAGAGAAGUUGUUGGCCAAGAAAGAUGAAAGGGAGACUCUAGAUUCCGCCAUUGAUGAGCUUAUUCAGAUUGGGAUGCAGAGAGAAACUGCGGCAGAGUCGAUCUACAGAGAGAGGUGUCUGCCUGUGAACGAUGGACUUAGUUGGGCUAAGUACAUGUCGAUUUCAGGGUCAUCAGAGGAUGAGUAUGACAUUAUCACCUUGCAGUAUACGGAAGAUGGGUUGUUAUCUGUAGAAGAGAACAGAGAAGGACAUGCAGCUGCGUUUGGGGAUGAUAUUGCAAUUGAAUGUCUCGCCACAGAAUUCAAACGAGAAAUCUAUGUGGUGCAAGCUCAUGGAUCAGAUGGGAUGGUAGAGGAAGAGAACUGUGUGUUCUUCCUUCCACACAAACCAAGAAGUGAAGUCCUUGAUGUCCCAGUCUUUCUUUUCAUGAAAGGCACAG